UUCUGGAUCUUUUAUCUUAAAAGAAAAGUGCUAAUUUAUCCUUUUUUUCACAAACAUAAAACAUCCAUAUUCCUGUGAUAACACAGAACUACCAUUUUUUCAGGCACAUAGUUUAGAAUGAGCUGCCUGCAUCUUCUCAGUUGUAGAGGAAAACACAUUUGCAUAUGAUUACACCUUUCAAAACUAGUCUUAAAAUCCUUCAUUCUGAAUUGUGACCACAGGAAGGUGAAGGACUAGUAAGAUUUCCAAUUGUGAAGAUGCAAUGGUAGCAAGAGAGUCAGUGUUCAUCCCCAGAGAAAGGCCACUAUAAUCCAUUCAAGAUGUCUUGAGGAAAUUCGUGGUGCCGCUGUCUGCUUCUCUUAUAGCACAGUGCAAAAAAUUAAUGUGUGCCAGCAAUUUGAGAAAAACACAGUGAUACUGUUAGUAGAGUCUCAACAGGAUUGCAAAGGCUCUUUAUAGGGUGUAGUAGCAAAGGCGCUGUAGCAGAAUAAAAGAAUUGCAAGCAUGAUGUCAUAGGAGCCAAGACAUCAUGGUUGGUACUAGGCUAGUUUUAAUAAGACCACAAGGCUUUUGCUUUGAGGCUCCCAAACCUUAUUUUCUGCAGAAAUCUGAGCUUAACUUCGUAUCUUACCCUGGUAACUCCCACUCACAAAGCCUGGAGGUAAUUUCAGCACAAAGCCAACCAACUGGGAAAACGAAGCAUUAGAAAUAGCCUCUGUCAGGUGGCGUUCUUACACCUCAAGGGCUUCUACUUCUUUAAGAAUACCUCUGUGCUGCUUGGAAGAGAAGAGGGUAGUUUGAAGAUUGUGGAGUUCAGCGUCUUAGUUCUUAACAAGAACAUGGGGGAUGCUACACCAGCAGGGGAGGCUGAGCUCAGAGCAGCUCACUGUGAGCUGUUUGAAUCCAGCAUGAGGUCUGAAGCAGGAAGACUGAUGACUUUUCAGCAAUGGCCAGACAACUCACCCGUGUCUCCUCAAGAUUUGGCCAAGGCUGGCUUUUUCUUUGUGGGUCCAAGAGAUAUCGUGCAGUGUUUCUGCUGUGGUGGCGUCCUGCAGGACUGGGAACCUGGUAACUGCCCAACAGCAAUGCACCUGGAGUUCUUUCCUUCCUGUAAAUUCAUUUGUGGUGAGGAUGUUGGGAACCAAGAGCUGCCUCCUCUUCGGCAAAUCUUUGACACUGUGGAUGGGCAGUUCCUCAGCCUCUUGCAGGGGAUAGACAGUGAGGAGCCAGCCCUGCCCAACGAACCAGAAUACCCAGAGAUGAUAAGAGAGGAGAUGAGGCUAUCUACAUUUCAGAACUGGCCGCGAUAUACUGACAUGCACCCUGAACAACUGGCUAGAGCAGGAUUCUUUUACACAGGACAAGGUGAUGUAGUGAGGUGCUUUCACUGUGAUGGAAGAAUAAGGAACUGGCUGCUUGGAGAUGAUCCUUGGAGGGAACAUGCCAAAUGGUAUCCCGAAUGUGAAUUUUUGUUGCGGUCGAAAGGGAGAGAAUUUGUUAAUCAUGUUCAGGAGUCCUUUGCCAAUACUCCACUAAGUCCAAGGCAUUCCUGGUAUCGGACCGAACAAGAUUCCUCUGCUUCCCGAGAUAUUGCUCAGAGAGAGACAGAAACAUCGAGUUCAAGAGAAGAAAUGGAAUCUCUGCAACAGAAGGAAUCAGAAGAAUCUCAGGUGAGCACAGAAGAACAACUCCGACGCCUGCGAGAGGAAAGGAUCUGCAAAGUGUGCAUGGACAGAGAUGUGUCUGUUGUGUUUGUUCCUUGUGGCCACCUGGUAGCUUGUGAAGAGUGUGCUUCCAAUUUGAGAUCGUGUCCUAUCUGCAGAGCAGUCAUCCGGGGAUGCGUGAGGACUUUCAUGUCCUAAACCUUGAU
Messenger RNA from Cuculus canorus (common cuckoo), 1870 nucleotides. RefSeq names its product baculoviral IAP repeat containing 7 (gene BIRC7). Lineage: Eukaryota; Metazoa; Chordata; Aves; Cuculiformes; Cuculidae. Bases 840 to 1862 code for a protein of 340 amino acids. The record is from RefSeq and is a predicted model, not a curated record. Gene Ontology annotation, molecular function: ubiquitin protein ligase activity; cysteine-type endopeptidase inhibitor activity involved in apoptotic process. The transcript is spliced from 7 exons. Gene Ontology annotation, biological process: positive regulation of protein ubiquitination; regulation of cell cycle; negative regulation of apoptotic process. Gene Ontology annotation, cellular component: cytoplasm; nucleus.